Ilyonectria robusta is the source of this 1851-nucleotide messenger RNA. Its product is annotated as amidase signature domain-containing protein. The transcript is spliced from 4 exons. The record is from RefSeq and is a predicted model, not a curated record. Gene Ontology annotation, molecular function: catalytic activity. Lineage: Eukaryota; Fungi; Ascomycota; Sordariomycetes; Hypocreales; Nectriaceae. The coding region runs from base 1 to 1851 and encodes 616 amino acids.
AUGGGCUCGUCAAGCGGUAAGCAGGGCUUCUUCAACUACCCAGAGCCCAGCAAGGGACCCGAUGUCCAGAAUGAGAGCAGACGACUGAAGAACCCUGUCCUUCGAGGCCGACUUUUGGUCGCUGCAGGCUUCAUUAUGGAGCGGUCGCGCUUCGUUCGUGAGACGGCGUGGAAGAAUGCUGGCUUUGGUUCUCUUCGGAAGAUCCGGGACCACAUCCUAGAGCAGGAACCCCGGUUUGAGCCAACUGUCAUCCCCAUUGCGGUGACGAGUGAGGAGCUCAAGUCUGCUCCGAACGGCGGGACGAAGCCUCUUCCGCAGCAACUUGAGAAUCGCCAGUUCUACUCCGUCUCCGACUAUCACGCCAUGUACUUGUCAGGCGAGAUCACACCGACCGAGGUGGCCCUAGCGCUGGUGCCGUUGAUCCGUCGAGAUACCUCGCCUCCAGGAAAGCACGCUGUCGCUUGGAUGGACACGAACAUUGAAAUGGUUCUAAAGGCAGCAAAGGCAUCAACUCUGCGAUACCAGGAGAACCGGCCGCUCGGUGUUCUCGACGGCGUCCCCACCGGAAUCAAGGAUGACUACGACAUUGACGGCUAUGCAACCAACAUGGGAUCGCUUAACGAUUAUUCGACCAAGACUGCAGACGACACAUCCAUCACCAACUGGUGUGUGAAGAAGCUGGAAGAAGCCGGAGCUGUCAUUCUCGGGAAGCUCACGAUGAAUGAGUUUGGACUUGACACGACUGGAAACAAUCCAAACUACGAGACUCCUCGCAACCCGUUCAACACUGGCUAUUACACCGGCGGGAGCUCCUCGGGCCCUGGCUACGCAGUUGGUUCAGGCCUGGUUCCCAUCGCCCUCGGGAGUGACGGCGGCGGCAGCGUGCGCAUUCCCGCGUCGUAUUGCUCGGUGUUUGGGCUGAAGCCGACACACGCACGCCUAUCGAGUUAUCCCACACUGAAUCACGCUCCUACCUGCUCAGUCCAGGGACCGCUCGCAGCCGACAUGCAUUCUCUCGCGGCUGUGUAUGAAGUCAUUGCGGAGCCUCACCCGUCGACGCAAUUCCCACCUCUCGCACUGCAGCCAACUCCGCCUUUCACCAAAGUCCUCGGUAUCGAUGAGAGCUGGAUCUCGCGCUCUGAGCCUGGUGUUCAGACUCUUAUCCGCAACCUCGUCGACAAGCUGUGUCAGAGCUAUGACUACCAGACCGUUGAUAUCAGCAUCCCCUUCGUCGCAGAAGGUCAGACGGCACAUUCACUCACUAUCCUCACCGACGGCGCGACGCUGCUUCCCAAAACCGACAACCUCACAUCAGCGAACAAAAUUCUUCUCGCACUUGGCGGUUCUACGUCGUCUACCGACUAUCUUCUCGCACAGAAGCUCCGUGGUCUUCUCAUGCAGCACCUUGCGUAUCUGUGGAAAAAGUACCCUGGAAUGAUGAUCAUCACCCCUACAACGGCGUGUGCUGGGUCACCAAUCAACGGAGGACGGGGAGAGAUGAACUACGGUCUCAACGAUGGCAACCACACUAUCGAGAGCAUGGUGUACGUCUGGCUUGCGAAUUUCUGCGGCAUGCCAGCACUGACUGUGCCUGCCGGAUAUCUGGUCCCGAAGGGGCAGAAGGACACGGGCGUUGUGGGAGACAAGAACACGGAAGGAAAGGUCUCUGUGGGAUUAAUGGCGACUGGCGAAUGGUGCAGUGAGGCGGCGUUGCUCAAGUUUGGCCUCGACGCCGAGGCCGCUGGCGAAGAACUCAGAUGCAAGCCCCCAAUUUGGGAGGAUGUCAUAGCGACCACCAAGACGCAGGCCAAGCUGAACCGCGGCGAAGGCAGCGCAGGGACGAGCGAUUAA